Molecule: messenger RNA, 960 nt
Organism: Xylaria bambusicola
Lineage: Eukaryota; Fungi; Ascomycota; Sordariomycetes; Xylariales; Xylariaceae
Exons: 1
Coding region: 113-808 (231 amino acids)
Source: RefSeq, a predicted model, not a curated record
UUCCUCACAUCUUGUUUAUUAUCUCCUCACCCAAGUCUUUUCGUGGUCUCUUCAUCAGCCACCAGUGGGAACCGACCUGGCAGAAUCAGUUCAGAUCACCAGAUUGUCCAUAAUGAAUCGCUGGACUAGCUUCCUUCUGCUCGGGGGCGCUUCCCUUUUGAGCGCCCAGUGCACUGCCUCCAAUGUGCCGUCAGUGAAAGUUCCCUCCUGUGACAAGGGCACCGGCAGCGUGCAGUACGACAAGUCUGUCCCGAACGGCCAGGACAAGUUCCCUCUUACCCAAGUCGAUCUUUGCUACACCAACAGUGAUAUCAAGAUCACCUUCACCGCAUUUGAAGAAGUCAACUUCUUCUACAAUGAAAGCCACACCACCAAUGACCCCCUCUAUGAGUAUGAGGUCAUGGAAGCCUUCAUCUAUCACGGUACGAACGAUCCCAGGAGCUACUUCGAGUUUGAGGUGAGCCCCAAUAACGUCACAUGGCAAGCCUUCAUCUACAACCCGUCCAAAGUCCGGGCUGAAGGCAUGCCCUUUGAUAACGGCCAACUCAGGACUCCCAUUGUCGAUGGGCUGGUCACCAGCACUAAGCUGGAUAGGAACGCACAUAUCUGGGUGUCCAACGCGAGUAUCCCACUAGGUCUUUUCAAUGUCGACGAUGGAGAGGCUAAGGGAACUCAAUGGCGCAUGAACUUCUUCCGUACGAUUGUAUCACCUGAUACAUUCCCCGACCAAGGCUUGGGCGCGUGGAGCCCUACAAAUAUGAGCAAUUUCCAUAUGACGCCAUUCUUCGGGAAUGUGCUCUUCGUCUAGUGCAGAUAAACUAGAUUCAGAAACAAAUCCAGAAUAACAAGUCGUCGAAUUGAACUUAUCGUCGCCAUUACCCGACUCUGUGUGAUUCAAUGUUGAACUCAGCUUGUGGCGAAUAGACGUGAAAGUAAGCGGUGAGAGGCGUUGUCUAAUUA